Clarias gariepinus (North African catfish) is the source of this 3114-nucleotide messenger RNA. Its product is annotated as phospholipid scramblase 1-like. Gene Ontology annotation, cellular component: plasma membrane. The record is from RefSeq and is a predicted model, not a curated record. The coding region runs from base 932 to 1756 and encodes 274 amino acids. Lineage: Eukaryota; Metazoa; Chordata; Actinopteri; Siluriformes; Clariidae. Gene Ontology annotation, molecular function: phospholipid scramblase activity. The transcript has 9 exons. Gene Ontology annotation, biological process: plasma membrane phospholipid scrambling.
GGCCAUCCUGUACCUGUCACGCAGGUGUGAUAUUCGGAUGUACCCAUCCUGUGCGGGUGUUGUUACACGUGGUCUUCCACUGCGAGGAUCAACUGUCCUUCCCGUCUCCCUGUAGCGCCGUCUUAGGCGUCUCACGGUGCGGACAUGGCGAUUUAUCGCCCUAGCCACAUCAGCGGUCCUCAUGCCUCCCUGCAGCAUGCCUAAUGCACGUUCACGCAGAUGAGCAGGGACCCUGGGCAUCUUUCUUUGGGUGUUUUUCACAGUCGGUAGACAAGUCUCUUUAGUGUCCUGCGUUUUUAGAACUGUGACCUUAAAUGCCUACUUUCUGUAAGCUGUUAAGGUUUUAACGACCAUUCCACAGGUGCAUGUUAAUUAGUUGAUUAUGGUUAAUUGAACAUGCAUGGAAAACAUUGUUUAAACCCUUUACAAUGAAGAUCUGUAAAGUUAUUUGGAUUUUUACAACAUUAUUGUUGAAAUACACAGUCCUGAAAAAAGGACGUUUUUUUGUUGCUGAGUGUAUAAAUCACACUAGAUUAGAUACAGACAGACUCCACAUGUCAUUUUCAAGAGUGCACAUUUGGUCCACAAACUCUCACACACUUUUCACCAUUCUAAGGCAUUUUUUUAGUUUCCUGUUAUGUCCAGUAAGAAAAGCUCAGCACUGAACACCCGACCCUCCCCCCCUCAUCUGUUUCUCCUUCUCCCUCCGCAAAUUGAAAACAUCUGUUUUAUAAGUUCUCGUUUAAACAAGCUACGCCGAACUGCAUUGUUUAUCAAGGUCAUUUUUUUUUAGACUGGGAAUGUUUUAAUGUGUCACACGGAACACAGAAUGGCAUUUACUUUUACAUCUGAUCACAUCAGGAUAAAGGAAAUGGUGGAGUGACUGGUAUGUCUGAUUUUUGUUUCCACAGAAGGAACACCUUGAGCAGAGAUGAUGGAUCCAGCCACCCAACACACAGGUCAGUUUGGAGCCAACUGUAUUGAUCUCCAACCGGGAAAAUCCUUCCACAAUCCGAACUAUGGAGAAGUGCCUGUCCCGCCAGGCUAUGUGCCCACGCAGGCUCCGAUGAUGAUGCCGACUCCUCAGAGACCGCCUGGGUGUCCUCCUGGGCUGGAGUACUUAACGCAGAUCGACCAGCUUCUCGUUCACCAACAAGUGGAGCUGGCUGAAGUUAUUUUAGGAUGGGAGACCAACAACAAGUACGUGGUGAAGAACACACUCGGGCAGCAGGUCUUCCACGUGGCCGAGGAGAACGACUGCUGUAACCGGAACUGCUGUGGACCGCUCCGCUCCUUCGUCCUCCACAUCCAGGACAACAUGGGCCAGGAGGUGAUCACGCUCACAAGACCUCUGCGGUGCCGCAGCUGCUGGUGCCCCUGCUGUCUGCAAGAGCUUGAGGUGCAGUCUCCACCGGGCAAUCCUAUCGGCUACGUGGUUCAGACGUGGCAUCCCUUCUUACCCAAAUACACCAUCCAAAAUGAAAACAAGCAGGACGUCCUGAAGAUCAAGGGACCUUACUGCACCUUUAAAUGUUGUUCCGAUGUGAAUUUUGAGGUUUUGUCGAUGGAUGAGACGUCGUCUGUGGGCCGCAUAAGCAAGCAGUGGUCCGGCUACAUUCAAGAGGCGUUCACUGAUGCCGACAAUUUUGGGAUUAAGUUCCCUGUGGACCUGGAUGUGAAGAUCAAGGCUGUGCUUCUCGGAGCCCUUUUUCUCAUCGACUUCAUGUUCUUUGAGAAUAAACAGAAUAGACAUUGAGCGAGUUUUCUGCCUGUUUUCUUCAUCGUGAGCUGUCCCUGGUUCGCAGGAUGUUUAUCCUAAACCCAAUAUCCUCUCUGUCUAAAUACAAUACAUAUACUCUGUCCUCCUGAUCUAUGGUCAUCGCAGGUGCUUUCAGUCACUCAUGUCCAGUAAUAAAAUUUCCAACUUAACUCAGAACAGUUUUGAACCUAGACAUGACUCAGAAAAUUUGUCCUCGAGUCCAAGAAAGAAAAAAACUGUCUCCAGUCUACUAAUGACACGGAUACACACAACUAGAACAUGACUGAACUAACCAGGCCAGGCUAAGCGGCUCUUUGAUGAGAUAAACCUUGUGAUUGACACCUCGGGUGUUGGAAAAGGAAAACUGCUGGGUUGUGGUAUAAAAAAAAUAAAUCAUGACAAAGGAGUAGUUUAAUUAAAAUAAUAUACAGAAAAUAAAAGGACUAUUUCUUUUUGUCCAUAUCGCUGCAAUUAGCAUACAAAUAUAACUAACGUUACACAAGAAUACAUGCAGUUAAAAUCAGUUAAUAUCAGUUUUUGAAUCCUCUAACAACAGCAAUCAAAGUAAAUUUUGUGCUUUUGAUAUGUUUUUGAAGGAAAAAGUUCAUACCAGCAUACUUUAGUGUCAAAGUCCAGAUCGUCCAUCUCGCGUACAGGAACUCUGGUUUCCUCCCCAGUCCAAAAACAAGCAGAUUAAUUGGAAUUCAAGGCUUAUUAAUUUAAAUUCAAGUGUAUCUGUGUGUGCUCUGUGAUAGAUUGGCACCCCGUCCAGGGUGUACCCUGUCCUCAUGCCCUAAGUAUCGUGACAAAGGCUCCAGGCCCCCAGUGACCCUGUAUACAGGAUAAAGCGGUAUAAAGCGAGGAGUGAGUGAGACCAGUGCAAAUUGUCUUUUAUACAGGAGAACUACAUGCAUACCUGAGGAUAAGUAGUGUUUGAGAGACAUGAUGGACAGCAUUUCGUUCAAGCUAGAGCCAACCACAGAUUCUGCUCUCCUAACCACAAAUAGUGAUAAGUGCAGUAAAAUGGAUGUUUUGAACAAAAGAAAAAGAUCGAUAAUGAAUCACCCUAAACAUAAAGAGAAUUUGAUAGAGUUUUAAAGUUGUGAGAGUGUAGAUGAGUAGAUGAGGGUAGUUUAAGUGUAGAAACAAAAAGAAAUCUCAUUCAGAUUGUAUAAAAGUGCAUGGAAAAGUGUUUUAUCUCCUCACUCAUUUCAGUAUUUCAGAAAUUAAGAAACGGUCAGAAAUGAUACACACAGCAGAUGUGCUUAAAUAUAUAUAGACAAGUUAUAAGGCACACAUGUAUUUAUAUUUAAUCAUUUUAUCUAAAAACAUCAUUAAAAACAUCUAAUUCAAAA